Crotalus tigris (Tiger rattlesnake) is the source of this 2856-nucleotide messenger RNA. RefSeq names its product IQ motif containing E (gene IQCE). Bases 111 to 1922 code for a protein of 603 amino acids. NCBI's taxonomy places the organism in Eukaryota, Metazoa, Chordata, Lepidosauria, Squamata, Viperidae. The transcript is spliced from 19 exons. The record is from RefSeq and is a predicted model, not a curated record.
AGUUGCCGGGGCGGUUGCCAUGGAUCCUGGGCGGAAGUUGGGAGGCGGGCCCUGCGCGGAGCGAUUGUGGAAGGGCUGCCGUGCCUGAGACCCUCCGUCGCUUCGCCGGCAUGUCGCGGAGCCCCAGCGAGGCCGCCGCGGAGCGGGAGUCGGCUGAAGAUAAUUCUCCUGCCCUGACCUACGAUUCUGAUGCAGAAACAACACUGAAGAAGAAAAUGUCUCGCAGGCCUGCAAAAUCAAGGUCUCCAUAUACCUCUCACACCUGCCUCCAUUCUAAAAGGAGUGGAUUUCUGCGGACUUUGAAAAGCUCAGAGAGCAGACACUUUGAGAGCCCCUUAGUGAAAGCCUCAAGGCAAUAUUGGCGUGGAUCUCUGAAGCCAGGUACCUGGAUGAGUCACUCCAAGUCCGAUAUUGGCAUCAGGACUGCUUUCUCCCCUCUUCCUGGAAGCACACCUGAGUACCUCAAGGAAGCUUUGGGGAUGAAGAAACCGAAACACGCUCGCUCUGCCAGCCGUGGCUACAUCCCUGGAACUCCAGACUACAAGGAGAAGGAGGAUAUGUACGACGAGAUCAUUGAACUAAAGAAGACUAUCCAAGCUCAGAAGUGCGAAGCGGAUCGGAUGAAAACCAAACUCCGGCGGGUGGAAGAAGACAAUAACCGGAAGGACAAACACAUUGAGCAGCUUUUGGACCCCUUCCGGUAUACUGAAUUUAGCUGGUUACGGACAGAACAGAAAAGCGAGAGCAGCUUGAUGAUAAACGGUUUGAAGCAGAAGAUUCUCAGGCUAGAACAGCAGUGCAAGGAGAAAGACAACACCAUUAAUCAACUCCAGGCAGAUGUGAAGAAUACCGACCUGGAAGAAAUGACCAUCGCUCUGCGUACUUCCUACCAAGAGAUCCGGCGCCUCCAGAACCUGCUGACACACUCAAAAGUUGUGCAACGAAAAUCGGAUGAAAGAUUCAGAGGAGGAAGAAACAGAAAGAAGAAGAUAGGAAAGAUAUGCAAUCCAAGGACGAUUGGCGGAUUGUGGCGCUCAAGAGCUUCUGAGAGCCGGCGUCAGGAAGUGCUCAGCACGGCCGUCUUCCAGCUCUCCGAAAGGAUGAAGGAGCUGCAGGACCAGAAUGAAAGGCUGAAAGCAGAUAUGGACCACGCUCUGAGCUGCUUCCUAUCUCCCAGCCAGGCCAAAAAUUAUGUUGCUCGCCAGAGGCAGAAACUGCUCCAAUGGAUUUCUGACGAGGGAAAAGAAAUGGAGGAGGGGUUGCAGCCUUCAGAGACCAGCAGGGGGCUGUUGCUCCCUCCCACCGCUUCUGAAGAAGUGGAUCACUCAGUUGCUAAGGAAUCUGAUCUCCCAGAAGAGUGUGAGCCUCUCUGCAAGACGGCAGUGAGGCUGAGAGACCAUAUUCUCGUCCUUCAGAAUCAGCUGGCGGUUAAAGAGGUGGAAAUCCAGCAGCUGAAAGAGAAGUUGAGAGAACUGGAAGGAAACCAGAAAACUAACUGCAGACAGGCUAGAAUUGAUGUCACACAACCUCCCGAUCAGGCUUCAGAUUCCUCUUCCGGGCUGUGCCCUUUGUCUAGAAUUGGAGGUGGUCGCAAAGCAGGAAGGGGAGAGGAGGAAGAAGAGGAAGAGAAGGCAGCAGCCCUGAGACUCAUUCAGCCCGCAUCCGGGGCUCACGUCACACAAGCAUCGCUUGAGGAACGCAGGCCUCUCCCCUCCAGCCCUGGGAGGGAGAAAGCCGGAGAAGAGAAAAUGGGCUGGUCGAUAUUCAAAUAUUCACCUCUGGUCUUCACUUCCGAUUCUGCUACCACCUCCCACGAUCAACGGCAAGCUUCCCCCUCAAAGCGUGAGGACCACGGGGCUGAGUCAGACGACUCGGAUGAGAUCAUCACCACCACCACCACCACCAGGUCUUCCUUCCCAUGAAGGACACUUCGUCUUCUGGCUCCAGCAGUUCUGGGUGACGUCCUCCGGUGCUGCUCCCGGUUCGAGAACCAAAGGCAUCUUGGUUUGCCCCCUCCCACCCACCCCCAAAAGGAGUAAGGGGACCCAUAAUGUAGCUGUGUCCUCUUGGUGGUUUUCAUGAGGGUUACAGAGGCAUCCAUCCCUUGCGAAUGUAUUCCCCAGCAGUGUGCAGGUAGACUUCGACGUAUGACCUCUGAGCCCCAAGCAAGACAGUUGUUAAGUAAUUUUUCCCCAUUUUACGACCUUUCUUCCCACCGUUCUUAAGUGAAUCUCGCUUCCCCAUUGGCUUUGCUUGUGAGAAGGUCGCAAUAGGGGAUCACACGACCUGGGACCCCGCAACCAUCAUAAAUGUGAAUCCAUUGCUAAGUGUCCGAAUUUUGACCACACGGCCAGGGGAUGCUGUGACAGUCGUAAAUGUGAAAAAAAAAGUCAUAAGUCCCUUUUUUCACUGCCGUGGUAACUUCGAACGGUCACUAAACAAAGAAUUGUAAGUCAAGGAACACCUGUGACAUUAUCAGAAGCCAAUCACCCAAACCAGACUUUGAGAUAUCGUCUCUCUUUUUUUAGCCCGUGUUGAAUUCGACUGCCGUUUGCAGCUGCUUCCUCCUCCCUGCGGUUCUUUAAACAUCCAGCUUCCAUUUUUCCACGUUUCUCCCCCCCCCCCCAAAUAUUCAGGUCUUCCUCUUCUGCUCCCAUUCCUGUGGCGUCAGAGAAACCGGCAGGCUGAAAGAGCCCGUUGUGUGUGUGUGUGUGUCGCUUCUGCUGGCCGAAAAGGCACAUCACAAGCUUGUUAAGAUUCACAUGCCUUUGGAAACAAAGCCAGAGGCCAAGCUUGGUAGGCUAUAUCCAGCAAGAUGAUUUCCUGUAAGCAAUAAUAAACGAAGAAGUUAAGUCA